CGACGGUCUGUUGUUCAAUGUCCAACCGCGGGGUGUGGGGAAACCACCAACAGAGUUCAAGCGGCCAAAGUCCAUCAACAAGCUGGAUGAAUCAGACUUUGAGGACGAGGAGACCGAUGAGCUCCUCGAUCUGGCGAGCGAAACCCUUCUGAGCGCCAUGACCAUCCGGCCCGUUCCCCUGCAAAAGCGCGAGCACUCUGCCCGGGCGAGAUCCAACUACGACUCCUUUGGUCCGUACCACCUCGAUAAUUUCCAGGUCUCCCGUCCGACUUCGGCUCGGCCGACGUCAGGACGACAGCCUUCGACCCGGGCUACGUCUGCCCGACCGACUUCGGCAAAGAAUGCAGAGCUCCUGCACAACACCCAAGCCAACAUGCGAAUCCCCAGCGCACUCAUCAACAAAACCGGCAACUCGUACUCGUGGAAGAGGAACAACCCAGGAAUGCGCUUGCUUCCGCUCAACUCCUCAGUGGCGUCAGCGCAAGCUCCAGCGUCGUUACCGCUGAAUGAUGUGAUAUUCGGAACCAGCAUCGGGCAACUCAAGGCUGCCGGCGGCCCGCCCCAGCCUCCGGUUGGAUGGGACACUUCGUCGCGACCAUCAACAUCGUACUCGACCGCCGCGGCACCUUCCGGCAAGCGUCUCCCGCCGAUCCGAGGUGGAAUCGCUACGCCGAGCGUGGCUUCUCACGAUGCCAUCACGGAGGCCCUUGGAGGAAGCAGCCCGGCGCUCAUGUACGGCGGUGGGGUGCCGAUGGGCCAGGCCAAGUCUACGAGACAUGUGCUUUUCGACGCUCCAGAGACCAUCGAGAUAGUGAACCGAACUCGGGCAGGCUCGCCCAGGCCAUUUUCGGCGAGACGACAGCCUUCCGCCAACUUCCGGAACCGGCUGACAUCAACGUCCAGGCCACACACUGCCUUUGAGCGAGAGGAUUCCAAGACGGCCGCCAUUGCCUCCAAGUCAAAAUCUCGAAUCACCAGCGGCACGCAUACCGCCAGCGAGGACCGGGCCAUCAGCCCCAUCACCGGCACAAGAAUGGCGCAUUCAGGAUCGCGGCCGCCGAUCAUCUCCAGACGAAAGGCCCGAGACGGCUGAAUGUCCAAUGCUCGCCCAAGCAAAACAGAUCCGCAUCGGCGGUGGCGGUGCCGUCCUGCUGUCGAGGACUCAGGCAAAGCCGCAACCUGGAUGAUUCCCGGCUGUGCCUCCCGCACAAUCCACCCCAGCGAGACCGGCCGAGAGGAAGGCGACAUGCGGCGAGAAGCAGGCGCCUGCCCUCCCAGAUGGCCUGCAGCACCAUGCCCGGAGCUGCCCAGCGGCAGCAAUAGAUGUAUCUUGAUCCAGA
This is a messenger RNA of Polychytrium aggregatum, 1340 nucleotides long. RefSeq lists its product as uncharacterized. The record is from RefSeq and is a predicted model, not a curated record. NCBI's taxonomy places the organism in Eukaryota, Fungi, Chytridiomycota, Chytridiomycetes, Polychytriales. The transcript is spliced from 8 exons. Bases 158 to 1093 code for a protein of 311 amino acids.